This is a messenger RNA of Saccoglossus kowalevskii, 1230 nucleotides long. Its product is annotated as kelch-like protein 6-like. NCBI's taxonomy places the organism in Eukaryota, Metazoa, Hemichordata, Enteropneusta, Harrimaniidae. The record is from RefSeq and is a predicted model, not a curated record.
AUGACAUCCACCCAAGAAGACCAGGUUUUAAAGAAAACUAAAUAUUGGGAAAAGCCGCUCAACAUAAUGCACUCUACACAAAUACACAAUCCUGAUCAAUCUGUAUUGCUUUUGGAAAAAAUUAAUGUGGCAAGAAAAGAAUCCAAACAAACUGAUGUAAUUCUCGAUGUAGAUGGUACAGAAUUCCCUUGUCAUAAAGUUGUGUUGGAAAAUAGUUGUAGUUACUUUAAAAGUAUGUUCGAUAGUGGUAUGCAAGAAUGUCACCAACGCAAAAUAACCAUAAAAGGUGUGGAUUCUACUACAAUGGCAUCACUACUUGACUAUUUCUUCACCGGCAAAAUCUUCAUUACCAGUGCUAAUGUGCAGGCUAUUCUGCAAGCUGCAAACCUAUUUCAAGUCUUGUAUGUUAGAGAUAGAUGUGCCAGGUUCAUCUUAAACAAUCUUGAGGCUGAGACUUGCCUUGGAAUCUGGCAGAUGAUGGUGUCACUCUCACUUGCAGGUAGUGAGCAGGCAAAAAUGUACGCUUUGAACCAUUUCAAAUUGGUUUGUAAGGUACAAGAGUUUCUGGAUCUAUCAAAGGAAUUGCUGAUAGAAAUUAUAUCAGAUGAAGAGCUUGUUGCUGAUAGUGAGACUGAAAUUGGUUUAGCAGUGCUUGAGUGGUUUCUCUAUAAGAAUGGUUCUAGAAAAGAAGAUUUUGUUGAAGUAAUACAACAUGUAAAAUUGGAAUUGAUCACUUCUGUAUAUUUAGUUGAACGUCUUUGCAAAGAACUAAUGCUCAGUGGUAGCCAAGUUGGUGAACUUGAAGACAGACUUAUAUCUAGUCAAGGAGGACCAGAGAAAGAAGCACAGCAUCGGAAAAACAGUGUGGUAUGUUUCAUUGGAGGUUUUGUAAAUGGUCAACCUUCUGACACUAUCAAUUACUUCAAUCCAAAAAACAGAACCUGGUCUUGUCUUACGAAAGCUAAUACAACAUAUAGAGGUGUGUCAUUGUCAUAUGAAGGAGGUGCUGUGAUUUAUGGGAACUCUAUUUACACUAAGGUGUCAGAUGCGCUUGCAUUAUUCAACAUGGAUACAAAUAGUUGGACGAAUAGGGCAAGUGGAUUGAUUGAUGGUGAAAAAUGGUUAAAGAUGGAAUUAAUUGAUGACAGAAUAUUUUUUCUUGGAGGAAGGUUCCACUGUUAUGAUCUGAAUAAAAAGUGUGAAGCUUUAGUGGCACCAAUAUUGAAGAAG